Messenger RNA from Parasteatoda tepidariorum (common house spider), 2280 nucleotides. RefSeq names its product Na(+)/citrate cotransporter-like. Gene Ontology annotation, cellular component: plasma membrane. NCBI's taxonomy places the organism in Eukaryota, Metazoa, Arthropoda, Arachnida, Araneae, Theridiidae. Gene Ontology annotation, molecular function: succinate transmembrane transporter activity; citrate transmembrane transporter activity. Gene Ontology annotation, biological process: succinate transport; transmembrane transport; citrate transport. The record is from RefSeq and is a predicted model, not a curated record.
UAUAAGUAUUUAAAAUUACUUUUCAGAAUCUACUUUUUGUCUUCAUUAACACACGGUAUCCGUAAAGAAUUAAGCAUUUUAUGGAACUAAAGUAAAACAAAGAACCUAACGAUAUAACACCGAACUUCAUAAAUUUUAAUUUCCUUUAAAACAAAUAAGAAAAUGAAUUUUAAAAAAAAAUGAUAAAUUUAUCAAUCUAACUAGUAGUUAAUCUUUUAUCCGAAACGUGGCGCUGAAACCGUUAGGGCCAGAGUGUUGCCAUUUCGCCAAGCUUUGAAAUAAAUAAAUAAAUAAGACGUGUCGCAUACUCCAACAUAGAAGGAAAACUCUUUAUUCAUUAUUCAGUGAUAAGAAUGCUAAAUAACUUACUAAUUUUAUAUUUCAGUUCUCCAACUGAACACUGAAUUUUUAGCGAAUUUCUUGGAGAUAUUAUUUUUAUAUUAUUAGUAGUUAAAAUUUGUUUUAUAGUACUUUAAAUGUUUCCUUUAAAAUUAGAGUCAAUUCCAAAAAGCUUCUAAACUCAGAAGCACAUACGUAUCUUCGGUAAAAACAUUUCCACCACAAAUCAAAAAUAUUUUUCAGCCUAAUUAGUCACGAUAAAGCUUUAGUAAUAAAUUUUUUUCAAUCAAUUUACAAGGGCAGAGAAUAAAACAAAAUUCUAAGAGUUAUAAUUGGAUAGAAUUUGCAGAGUCCUUAAUAAGUUGAAUGACUUAGACGAAAAAAGAAAAAGGACGUUUAUUUAAAUAUCUUGUCUACUAGUCUGAAUUUGUAACGCUAUUAUAUCGCUCUAAAAUAACACCAUUCGAAUAAAUUAAGGUGUCAAUUUGACAGCGUUACGUAAAAGGAAAUAUUUACAACCUGCGAAUUUUUGAAUUCGAUAUUUGGUAGGAAUGAUUUUUAGUCAUUCAAAAUACCUAAUUUUUUAACAGACAUGAAAAACUGGAAGAAUAUUUUAGGACAACUUGAUAGAAAACUGUUUAUUUACAUAGUGUCAUUAAUUUUACCUUUUAUUUUAUUACCCUUAGCUCUGUCACCACUCCAAGAAUCGAGAUGUUCAUACGCUUUUAUACUUACUGCAAGUUACUGGAUUUUGGAACCAGUGCCUAUUUAUGUUUCUGGUUUAUUACCUGUAUUUUUAUUGCCUUUAUUGGGUCUUUUAAGUUCGCCAGAAGUUUGUGCCAACUACAUGAAGGAAAUAACUAUGUUAGUCAUCGGAAGCAUCCUUGUGUCCCAAGCUGUAGAGGAAUCCAAGUUACACGAAAGAAUUUCCCUGAAGAUUUUGCUGUUAAUUGGUACAGACUUGCAAUGGUUACUACUUGGUGUUAUGUUGUCUACAAUGUUUAUGUCAAUGUGGAUGAUAAACACUGCCACGACAGCUAUGAUGCUUCCUAUUGUCGAAGCAUUAUUGAAAAAAAUUAGUGCAUCUUUAAAUAGAAGUACGGAAUCGGCAAAAGUUAUUGGACAAUCACCUAUUUUAGAGACAUCUUUGACAGAGAAUAAAUGCAUCCAUGAUCCGAGGAUUGAUGAUUAUUCUGGAAAUGAGUACCAGAACCAAUCGCAAAUCAGAAUAGUGUUUCUUAUCAGUAUCUGUUAUUCAGCGAAUAUUGGAGGAACUGGAACAUUAACAGGAACGGGGUCCAAUUUUCUACUUAAAGGAUUAAUGGAAGAACAUUUUCCUGAAAGUGAUGAAAUAAAUUUUGCCACUUGGAUGAUUUACAGUAUUCCAGGAAUGCUCCUAUGCACUGUAAUUGCCUGGUUCUAUUUAUGGAAAAUCUAUCUCAGGAAAUCGAAGUACAACCCUACUUUAAAACAGGAAUUAUUUGAAACUAUUUCAAAGCGGUACGAAGAACUAGGUCCCUUAUCAUAUUGCGAGAAAGUGGUUUCGACAUUGUUCGUAAUUUUGCUGUUGUUGUGGUUGACACGUGACCCAAAAGUUAUGAAUGGAUGGAGUAAGCUAGUGGGAUUUGACAAAAAAGUUGGAGAUGUAGUACCCGCAAUUGCAAUUUCUUUCCUAUUGUUCCUUUUGCCCUCCGAUAUCAAAAAAUUUGAAAAUGGUCCCAUCUUGAAAUUUGAGAAAGCUUCAAAACAAAUUCCAUGGGGACUUAUCCUUAUUUUCGGAGGAAGCUACUCCCUUGCAUCUGCUGCUCAGGUAUACAAAAACUUUUUUUUUUUAAGAAAUCCAUUGUCUUUUUUAAAACAUUCUCAUCCUAAGCAAAUAUAAUCCCAUAAAGUAUUUAGUUUUAACAUUAUGAGUUGUAUUGUAAAGUUAGGAUUUAUUCU